AUGGGCUCCAUCGCCGCCAACCCCGUCGUCGCCGACAUCGACAUCACCAACGGCGCCACCAACUGGCUCUGGGUCGUCUUCGCCAUCAUGCUCAGCAGCUGCGUCGGCGUCGGCGCCCUCUCCUUCACGCAGAACCCCGGCCGCCGCGCCUUCCACUACAUCAGCAUGGCCAUCCUCGCCACGGCCUCGAUUGCAUACUUCUGCCUCGCCUCGGACCUCGGCGCCACGCCCAUCCAGGUCGAGUACCUGCGCGGCUACCCCGCCGCGACGGCGACGCGCAGCAUCUGGUACGUGCGCUACAUCGACUGGGUCAUCACGACGCCGCUGCUGCUCCUCGAGCUGCUCCUCGUCUCGGGCCUGCCGCUCUCGGCCGUCUUUGCCUGCGUCUUCGCCGACGAGGUCAUGAUUGUCACGGGCCUCAUCGGCGCCCUCGUGGCGUCGAGCUACAAGUGGGGCCUCUUUGCCUUUGGCUGCGCCGCCAUGCUCGUCGUCUUCUACAUCCUCUACGUGCCCGGCCUGCUCAGCGCCAAGCACCUCGGUGGCGACUACUACAAGAGCUACUUCCAGGGCGCCCUCGUGCUCAGCAUCCUCUGGACGCUCUACCCCAUCUGCUGGGGCCUGGCCGAGGGCGGCAACGUCAUCAGCCCCAACGGCGAGCUCAUCUUCUACUCGAUUCUCGACAUCUUUGCCAAGCCCGUCUUUGCCAUGGUGCACCUCUUCGGCCUGCGCCGCAUCGACUACGAGCGCCUGCAGCUCAGCUCGGGCAAGUACAGCGAGUUCGCCCAGGUGCCCGGCUCGCUCGAGAAGGGCACCACGGCCCACGACAGCCACCUGCGCGCCGGCACGCUCAAGGAGGCCGAGGCCAACGCCGCCCACGGCCACACCGGCACGGCGCAGCCCGCGCCCGCCGUGCGCCCGAGCAACGACGGCACCGUCGCCUAA
Molecule: messenger RNA, 942 nt
Organism: Tilletiopsis washingtonensis
Lineage: Eukaryota; Fungi; Basidiomycota; Exobasidiomycetes; Entylomatales
Product: family A G protein-coupled receptor-like protein
Exons: 1
Coding region: 1-942 (313 amino acids)
Biological process (GO): monoatomic ion transport
Cellular component (GO): plasma membrane; endoplasmic reticulum
Molecular function (GO): monoatomic ion channel activity
Source: RefSeq, a predicted model, not a curated record